Dreissena polymorpha is the source of this 2916-nucleotide messenger RNA. RefSeq names its product mucin-5AC-like. The record is from RefSeq and is a predicted model, not a curated record. The transcript is spliced from 9 exons. The annotation marks the transcript as partial. NCBI's taxonomy places the organism in Eukaryota, Metazoa, Mollusca, Bivalvia, Myida, Dreissenidae.
AUGCGCGGUGCAAUGAACAUGUUCUUACCAAUGACUAAUACUCAUACGACUACAAUCAGCAAAACUCCUACCACUACAAUCAGUAAUACUCCCACUACUACAACCAGUAAUACUCCUACCACUACAACCAGUAAUGCUCCUACAACUACAACCAGUAAUACACCUACAACUACAACCAGUAAUGCUCCUACCACUACAACUGGUAAUGCUCCUACUAAAACAACCAGUAAUUAUCCUACCACUACAACCAGUAAUACUCCUACCACUACAAACAGUAAUGCUCCUACCACUACAACCAGUAAUGCUCCUACCACUACAACCAGUAAUGCUCCUACCACUACAACCAGUAAUACUUCUACCACUACAACCAGUAAUACUCCUACCCCUACAACCAGUAAUGCUCCUACCACUACAACCAGUAAUGCUUCUACCACUACAACCAGUAAUACACCUACCACUACAACCAGUAAUACGCCUACUACAACAACUAGUAAUUAUCCUACCACUACAACCAGUAAUACUCCUGCCACUACAACCAGUAAUACUCCUACCACUACAACCAGUUAUGCUCCUACCACUACAACAAGUAAUGCUCCUACUACUACAACCAGUAAUACUCCUACCACUACAACCAGUAAUGCUCCUACCACUACAACCAGUAAUGCUCCUACUUCAACAACCACCAGUGAUACUCCUACCAAUACAACCAGUAAUGCUCCUAACACUACAACCAGUAAUACUCCAACCCUUACAAUCAGUAAUACUCCCACAGCUACACCUAGCAAUACCCCUACCAAUACACCAACCAGUAGUGCUCCUACCACUACAACCAGUAAUGCUCCUACCACUACAAUCAGCAAUACUCCUACCACUACAAUCAGUAAUACUCACACUUCUACAACCAGUAAUACUCCUACCACUACAACCAGUAAUGCUCCAACAACUACAACCAGUAAUACAACUACAACCAGUAAUACUCCUACGCCUACAACCAGUAAUGCUCCUACUACAACAACCAGUAAUUAUCCUACCACUACAACCAGUAAUACUCCUACUACUACAAACAGUAAUGUUCCUACCACUAUAACCAGUAAUGCUCCUACCACUACAACCAGUAAUACUUCUACCACUACAACAAGUAAUACUCCUGCCACUACAACCAGUAAUACUUCUACCACUACAACCAGUAAUUCUCCUACCACUACAACCAGUAAUGCUCCUACUACAACAACCAGUAAUAAUCCUACCACUCCAACCAGUAAUACCCCUACCACUACAACCAGUAAUGCUCCUACCACUACAACAAGUAAUGCUCCUACCACUACAACCACAAGUAAUGCUCCUACCACUACAACCAGUAAUACUCCUACCACUACAACCAGUAAUACUCUUACCAAUACAACCAGUUAUACUCCUACCACUAUAACCAGUAAUACUCAUACCAUUACAACCAUUAAGGCUCCUACCACUACAACCAGCAAUGCUCCUACCACUACAACAAGUAAUACACCUACCACUACAACCAGUAAUAAUCCUACCACUACAACCAGAAAUGCUCUUACUACUACAACCAGUAAUUCUCCUACCACUACAACUAGUAAUGCUCCUGCCACUACAAACAGUAAUACUUCUACCACUACAACCAGUAAUACUCCUACCACUACAGCCAGUAAUACUCCUACCACUACAACCAGUACUCCUACAACUACAACCAGUAAUACACCUACAAAUACUACCAGUAAUACUCCUACCACUACAACCAGUAAUGCUCCUACCACUACAACCAGUAAUGCUCCUACAACAACAACCAGUAAUACUUCUACCACUACAACCAGUAAUACUCCUACAUCUACAACCAGUAAUGCUCCUACCACUACAACUAGUAAUGCUCCUGCCACUACAAACACCAGUAAUACUCCUACCAAUACAACCAGUAAUGCUCCUACCACUACAAUCAGUAAUACUCCAGCCAUUACAAUCAGUAAUACUCCCACAGCUACACCUAGCAAUACUCCUACCAAUACACCAAGUUAUACUCCGACCACUACAACCACCAGUGAUACUCCUACCAAUACAACCAGUAAUGCUCCUACCACUACAACCAGUAAUACUCCAACCAUUACAAUCAGUAAUACUCCCACAGCUACACCUAGCAAUACUCCUACCAAUACCUCAAGUAAUACUCCAACCACUACAACCAGUUAUACUCUUACUACUGCACCCAUGAAUACACAUACCACUACAUACAGUAAUACUCAUGCCAAUUCACCCAGUAAUAUUCCUACUACUACAACCAGUAAUACUCCUACCACUACAACCAGUAAUACUCCUACCACUACAACCAGUAAUACUCAUACCACUACAACCAGUAAUGCUCCUACCACUUCAACCAGUAAUGCUCCUACAACUACAACCAGUAAUGCUCCUAUCACUACAAUCAGUAAUUUUCCUACCAAUACCACCAGUAAUGCUCCUACCAAUACAACCAGUAAUACUCCAACCAUUACAAUCAGUAAUACUCCCGCAACUACACCUAGCAAUACUCCUACCAAUACACCAAGUUAUACUCCGACCACUACAACCAGUAAUACUCUUACUACUACACCCAUGAAUACACCUACCACUACAACCAGUAAUACUCCUACCACUACAAUCAGUAAUAUUCCAAUCCCUACACCCAGUAAUAGUCCUACCACUACAACCAGUAAUACUCCUACUACAGCAACCAGUAAUUAUCCUACCACUACAACCAGUAAUACUCCUGCCACUACAGCCAGUAAUUUUCCUACAAUUACAACCAGUAAUGCUCCUACCACUACAACAAGUAAUGCUCCUACUACUACAGCCAGUAAUACUCCUACCACUACAACCAGUACAACUACUACAACCAGUAAUACUCCUACCUCUACAACCAGU